Messenger RNA from Chelmon rostratus (copperband butterflyfish), 3429 nucleotides. Its product is annotated as vesicle-associated membrane protein-associated protein B/C-like. The transcript is spliced from 6 exons. The record is from RefSeq and is a predicted model, not a curated record. The coding region runs from base 178 to 909 and encodes 243 amino acids. Lineage: Eukaryota; Metazoa; Chordata; Actinopteri; Chaetodontiformes; Chaetodontidae. Gene Ontology annotation, molecular function: FFAT motif binding. Gene Ontology annotation, cellular component: plasma membrane; endoplasmic reticulum membrane. Gene Ontology annotation, biological process: endoplasmic reticulum membrane organization.
CACAACAGCCGUUAGUAGCUCGAGUAGCAUUAGUGACCGGGGGAACAGGAUAUCCACGCUAGCUAAUUCAUUGAUAAAAUAACUCUAUUGACGUUGCAACACCCAAAAACAUCCUAACACGGGGGUAACGGACAGGAACUGGUUGCAGUGCGAUAACCCCGCUCCAGCUGUUGGGAUAUGGCCAGGCCGGAACAGGUUCUGCUCUUGGAGCCUCAGCACGAACUGAAAUUCCGAGGUCCAUUCUCAGACGUGGUCACCACAAAUCUUAAGCUCUCCAACCCUACAGACAGGAAUGUGUGUUUCAAGGUGAAGACAACAGCGCCGCGCCGGUACUGUGUGCGGCCAAACAGCGGAAUCAUCGAUGCAGGCACCUCAAUCAACGUCUCAGUUAUGCUGCAGCCUUUUGACUACGAUCCCAAUGAGAAGAGCAAACACAAGUUCAUGGUCCAGUCCAUGUUAGCACCUCCUGACAUGACCGACAUGGAGGGAGUGUGGAAGGAGGCCAAGCCAGAAGAGCUGAUGGACUCCAAGCUGCGGUGUGUUUUUGAGAUGCCAGUAGAGAACGAAAAAACGCAUGACAUGGAGUCCAACAAGAUGAUGUCGUCCAGCCUGCUGAAGUCAGAUUCCUCCUCGCUGCCUCCAAAGUCCAUGAGCUCCACCCUUGAUGACGGGGAGGUAAAGAAGAUCAUGGAGGAGUGUAAGAGGCUGCAGAUGGAGGCUCAGAGGCUACGGGAAGAAAACAAACAGAUCAGGGAGGACGACGGUCUGCGGAUGAGGAAGAGUAACAUGAUGUCAUCUCAGCACUCCUCAGUUGGCAUGAAGAAAGAGGAGGGGUUGAGCGCCCGCACGGUGGCCCUCAUCGUGCUCUUCUUCGUGGUGGGCGUCAUCGUGGGCAAGUUGGUCUUGUAGAUGGCGGCGCAGUUCGUUCGGCAGCAGCAUGCUUUCAGGGGGGACGAAAACAAACGCGGGAUCUGGGAUUUUGGAUCAGAAAUGCCAUAUCCGCUGGGUGGGGGGUGGUACUAGUUUUGAUUCAGUCUCAUUUAUGUAAAAAAUUUCAAAAGUAAUGUAUGAGAAAAAAAGAUGAAAAAACAAUUCAUCAUAAUGAACAAACCUACUGUUACAGGUCUUGCCUCUACGUAAUCAUCACAUAAUCAUUCUGGCCCUUUUCCCAAAGUUUUAUGUAUACAGAUGACUGGUUCUGUGGGUGGGGGGUAAUGGAAACAUGAUUUAAUGCUCGUUAUUCAAACCAAUGGAUUUUCUAACACCGGCGAGGUAGUCUUGGUGCGAUUGAGUCAGUUUGCAAUUGUGCGAAUGUCAUUUUAGUGUAUUGUUGUUUCUUUUUCUAAAUGACGGAGGCCAGAGCCUAUGUACAUGUAUACGUAAUCCCCCCCACUGUACAGUAUAUCCAGGUGUUCCUUCCAGCUAAACCCCAUUUAAGGAAGGGAUUAACCAGAGAGAUGAUCCACACAGUCGGGGUUACACACAGGGCUAUCAAACUGACUUCUCCAAUCAGAGGCUUUGUAAAAUCGGCUUGUCUUUGAUUGUAGAGCAACCUUGAUCCGUGUAUGAAACACUAUACCAUAGGUAUUUUCUUUCCUUGUGUCCUUUUUAUUUUCACUCUACCUUACUCCCGUCACCUGUCACUCAGUGCUCACCACAUCCCCAGUUGUCAGAGGGGGAUGUUCGAUUGCAUGCGUUCACAGAGUGUUGCAUCUGGACUUUUGAAUCUAAUUUAAUUGCUUUUAUAAUGGUGAUAACAAUGUCAUUUGGCUGUAGGUUUGCACAACUACAUUUUCAGAUUUUUUUCUUUCUCUUUUUUGUGUUUUUCUUCCAUUUUUAUGAUUUCAAGUGAUUUUUUUUGUUGUUGUUAGGGUUGAAGCAUUUAAGAAUAUUGCAGCUACCAGAAAUGAGCUCCAGAUUUGUAGGAUUAGAGCAUUUCUGUAAAUGUUCUCCAGAUGAAAGUCUUGCCUUGUGACCUGUUUGGGCAAGUUAUUCUCAGGCCAAGAUGGAGGUAUAUAUACAGUACAUUUACAUAUAUAUACAUAUAUAUACAGUCACACACACAGAAAGCAUGCAUACAUAUAGUGAGAAACCACAAAUGAGCAGAAGGUGCAUGUAGAGGUGACUGAAUAUGUGUUUCCUUAACAACAUCAACAACACCAAGGUCCUGUUACUGUGUCCUACCAAAGGGACCUUGGUCUUUUUCAGCUCUUAUUUUGUUUUCUUAUAUUUUCCUACUGAGCCAUACAUUUGUUGACAUUCUGUGUUGUUUGGAGCAAAUGUAUGUGAGAGAUCAGCUGAGUGUUGUGUGAAGCUGCUCUCCACUGCUGGUGAUUGUGCUGUUUUCUUUUUCUUUUUCUCACUCCACUGCAGGCCUGUGUUCAGUUUCUGGUGUUUGUUGAGCAUUAAUCGGUUGCUUAGUAAUGUUAUAUCCUCACUGCAUUUGAAGUCAUGUUCGUUUUUAAUGCACUAAGAUUGAGAGUGUCUCUCCUUUGAUCUUCCUGCAGCAUACAGUUUUUUUUUUCUCUCAAGCGAGAGGGGGAGAAAAGCGUACAGCCUAGCUUAUAACCUUGAAGAGACCACAUGAUGACAUUGUACUGUUCCAGAGCCAAUGGUAAUUUUAUUUGUCAGAAAUAAAUAAACAAAAAAAACAUACUCUCAUAUUGUUUCAUCUCCAAAUUUGCAUGAUGAAAAAACAGCAGUGGAGAGCGUCAUUCUACUUUGCAAUCUUGGAAAAAGAGCAGUUGGUCAUAUUUUUAUCCCACGUUUUUAUCCCAUGAGUAAGCAGGAGUGUAUUCCCCUUUACUAAACUGAAAGAAACAAUGACAAAAAACCACCAUAUUUUCAUGUUAGGUGGAGUGGAAGGCAAUGGAUCUGACUCCUGGGGAAGAGAGUAAUAUAAACUUGAGCUUGUGUUUCCACUGUAUCUCUGUAAAGCUGUUGGGUUGAGGAUGACUUGCUGCUUAGAGGGAGGGCAGAGCAGACCUGAGAUACAGUCUCGUCUUGGGUUAUCAUCCUGGGUCAUAUAGUACUUGCAGAAAAUUCUUCUUGUUCAAUGAAUCCUAGUUGGAGUAUCAAAAAUAUUAAGUUCCAGAAUAUACUGUUGUGUGAUUACAUGAAGAAUUUAGCCCUGUAUACCCCACAAAUGUGGUACUCCAAGAAGGAUUAAACGAACAUAAAUAAUUACAUGUAAAUACUAAUUGAACCAGGCCCGGUUGAAAGACAGACUACACACUGACCUGUUCUGGAGUCUCUGACCAUCACCGUGAUCAAUGUAAGCAGUCGGGAAACUGUUUUGUAUGUAUAUAAAUAAAUAAAUAAGUCUAUCUGAGAAGAAGAUUAAUAUUCCUAGUCAAGUAGUCUCUCUGGUGUAUAAAAACAACCCAACCUGGUUGGACUAUGUAGCAUCUUAAUAAAUUUAAUGAAUAA